CCUUAAACAAGAUCAUCCCAAUCUCCGAUCAAUCAAUUAAUCAAUUUCUUUUCCCGUCUACUUCGAGCUUCAUACAAAUGCCAGCCUGUCAAUAACGGAUACCAUCUUGUCAAUAAAGCCUUACAUUUAAUCUGUGACUGAUGCACGACUGGCAUGCGGAGGUUAUUACAACGCCGCACUUGAGCCUUACGAAGCUGUUCAAUGACAACCACCAUCCACAUGACCUCCAACGAAGCGUCGAGUAUAGAUCAUUUAGAUACUGUCGAUUAUGACCCCAUUACGCAUUUGAACACAAUAUUUUCUCAUCCUUCGACUCUUUCCUCAGUUUCACAGACUUCCGAAAUCCUUCGCAUUUACCAAAACGAACUAGACAAUGAUAUCGCACAACUGGUAGAAGAGCAGGUGACAUCCAAUGCGGAUAGCGUACAGCGCAUCCAGGCCGCGAAAGCGGACCUGGCUGAGCUAUUCAAGAAGAUCAACGAUGUGCGGGAGCGUGCGUCCAAGACCGAGCAAGCAAUCAUGGACAUGACGGCAGAUAUAAAGCAACUAGACAGUGCCAAGAAAAACCUAACUCUCUCCAUGACGGCGUUGAAGCGUUUGCAGAUGCUAACGACGGCAUACGAACAACUUCGGGCCCUGGCGAAGACGCGACAAUACCGCGAUUGUGCGCAGCUUCUUCAGGCAGUUAUUCAGUUGAUGGCGCAUUUCAAAUCUUACAGAUCAAUAGAUCAAAUCGCUACUUUGAGUAGAAAUGUGGCGGAUGUUCAGCGCGAACUUCUAGAACAAGUGUGUGAAGAUUUUGAGAUUACUUUUGCUAAAGGUGAGGUGAUGCAGAGGCGAGGUGUUCUCUCGGAGGCCUGUCUGGUGAUGGAUGCGCUGGGCGAUAAUGCGCGAUCGAGACUCACAGCCUGGUAUUGCAAUACACAACUUCGAGAAUACCGGCAGGUUUUUCGAGGCAAUGAAGAGGCUGGUUCUUUGGAUAAUAUUUCGCGUCGCUACUCGUGGUUUAGAAGGAUGAUGAAGACAUAUGAUGACGAACAUGGGGCUAUAUUUCCUUCAUCUUGGAGAGUCAAUGAGGCCCUUGCAAAUGCAUUCUGUGAAGGUACGCGAGAUGACUUCAAAGGAAUUUUAUCCAGGUCUGUUCGAAGUGGGCAGGCCCUGGAUGUGAAUCUCUUGCUUUCUUGCCUACAAGAAACCCUUGAUUUCGAGCAUUCUCUUGAUAAACGAUUUGCAAAUACGUCCCGGCCUUCUACCGAUACUAUCGCAUCUUCUUUGGAGUCCCCAGUGUUCACACAGGUCAUCUCCGAAGCCUUUGAGCCUUAUUUAGGUGUCUGGGUUGAAUCACAAGACAAGCAACUGGCCAGUCUGCUACCGAAAUACCGACUGCAGCCUCUCAAGCGGGAAGACGAAGAAUUUCAUUCUCAACUCGUCAUCCCUUCAUCUACAGAACUUUUCACUUUCUACAGGCAUUCGCUAGCCCAGUGUGCGAAACUUUCAACAAGUGGUAGCUUAGCCGAAUUAUCGAAGGUAUUCGCCAGAUAUCUAGAUCAAUAUGCGCAGCAGGUACUCCUGAACUAUAUCAGUGAAAGGCCAACAACACAAACUCCAUCAAAGGUCCCAUCCACUGAAGACCUUAUCUUAGUGCUGAACACCGCAGAUUACUGCUAUACCACCUGCAAUCAAUUGGAAGAAAAGAUUAAAGGGAGAAUAGACGAAAACUUGAAAUCCGCAGUUGACUUUGAGAGCCAAGCUGAUACUUUCAUGGGAAUCGCCAGCGCGGCAGUUCGCGGCCUUGUGCGCAAAGUUGAGGCUGAACUCGAACCAUGCUGGCGUGAAAUGCGAAAUUCUCCUUGGAGCAAACUUGAGACUGUUGGUGAUCAGAGCUCAUACGUUGGCGAGCUAUUGUCUAAAACCAAGGCUAAAGGGGAGGAUAUUCUUCAAUUACUCCACAAACAACAAUAUGCUCGCGCUUUUGCAGAUAACAUUGUGGAAUUCAUGUCGAAUACCUUCACAGGUACAAUUUACCAAUGCCGACCAGUUUCGGAAACUGGUGCUGAACAGAUGUUGCUCGAUCUGUAUACCUUAAGGGGUGGACUGGCGUCUUUGCUACCUUCCCCUGCACCUCCUGGCUUUGUGAAGAGGGUCAACAAUAGUUUCACAAAAGUCGAUAUUCUGCUCAAGACUAUACAAGUCAGACCAUCACCGCCUGAGGCCUUAGUACAGGCAUAUCUUAUUCAGAUUGCGGAUCGAAGCGAGGCAAAUUUCCGCCGAGUUCUAGAAAUUAAAGGCAUCCGAACAAAACAGGACCAGAGUCAUCUAGUAGAGCUCUUCAAUCUACAUAGAGUUUCUGAUAGACACGCUCAAAAUCUACAACAAAGCAACCCCUUAUUUGCACUUUUACACAGCUCACAAAGUGCCUCUGGACCGGUAAUUGGGUCUACAGUAUCUCAAGGGCUUAGUAACCUCGGUACAACUACCAGUACCUCAAUAAGCGGGCCAAGUCGGUUCGACCCAACCACACUAGGUUCUGCUAUUAUUUCAGCCGCAAGAGACGGAGUUGAUCGGCUGCCGCUCGGUUCUGGUACGGUUGGGAUGGGGGGCUCCCAUGCCGGUUCUGGAACGGCUUCUCCAGCUCCAGUAUUGUCAGGUCAACGUGUGGUAGGCGAUAACUUGGAUGGUAGUGCCACAUCCACUACUGCCGGUCUCAACGACAACCUGAGAAAUAUCGGGAAGUUUUUCCGCAGAGACCUGGGAGGAUUCGGUGGAAGAUUCGGACGCUCUACGGACGACUCUAACCGGUAGAUAGAUGUUUCUCUCAUCAGAUACUUAAGAAUAAUUGUAGAUUUACCAGGCACUGUCACACUCUCAAGCGUCAGAUAAUUCCCAUAAACUAUAUGU
Talaromyces proteolyticus is the source of this 2898-nucleotide messenger RNA. Its product is annotated as putative GARP complex subunit Vps53. The transcript has 3 exons. Lineage: Eukaryota; Fungi; Ascomycota; Eurotiomycetes; Eurotiales; Trichocomaceae. Gene Ontology annotation, biological process: retrograde transport, endosome to Golgi. The record is from RefSeq and is a predicted model, not a curated record. Gene Ontology annotation, cellular component: GARP complex. Bases 202 to 2802 code for a protein of 866 amino acids.